This is a messenger RNA of Colius striatus (speckled mousebird), 2744 nucleotides long. It is a transcript of the gene NUF2, whose product is annotated as NUF2 component of NDC80 kinetochore complex. The record is from RefSeq and is a predicted model, not a curated record. The coding region runs from base 720 to 1991 and encodes 423 amino acids. Gene Ontology annotation, molecular function: protein-containing complex binding. Gene Ontology annotation, biological process: meiotic chromosome segregation; attachment of mitotic spindle microtubules to kinetochore; kinetochore organization. Gene Ontology annotation, cellular component: kinetochore; Ndc80 complex. NCBI's taxonomy places the organism in Eukaryota, Metazoa, Chordata, Aves, Coliiformes, Coliidae. The transcript has 13 exons.
UGACCUGUGUGAGGUUGUUGAAGCUGAGGUCCAGAUAAACAAGCUUGGCCACACCAAUGAAAGUGAAAUCCAGGUCAUCCCCCAAGAGAUUCUUCCUGCAGUCCAGAUACACCAAAUCAGCCAAGAAGCUCAAUUCCACUGCCGGCAGGUACGAGACGCUGUUUUCUGCCAGAAUCAGCUGCCUGGUGUCCAGUGGGAUGGCAGCAGGGAACUCCUGCAACUGUUGCCCCGUGCAGUUCACUUCUAGGUACUGACAGCUACACCUGCUCGGGCAGUUGGUCUUCUCCAAUGCCAUCCCCAUCCCCACAAGAAACAUGAGGCUCAAGACCAGUAGUCUAUCUGGAGGAGACAUGAUUUAAGACCUUCCAGGCUUCUUAGCCCUUUGGGGACUGGGAGCAGCCCUAUGCAAGCUGCGUUACUGUUACAGCCAUGCCGAGCAGAAGUCCGGCUGCAAGGAAGCGCUUUGUGUCCGUGACUCACCUGACUCCUUGGCAGAGUGCCCAUCUGGAAACUGAGCCCAGUGGCUACAUCAGCAAGUGUGGAAUGGUGGCUGGAGUAUCUCCAUGUCUCACUCCAUGCCAGAUGACACCUCUGAUGUCAACGGUUUGUAAUAGCUGCCCGGCUUUGAGGACAGUGCCGUGACCUUGCUGGCCGAACAGGAGCUGCUUUUGUGUCAGCGGAGGCGCAGGGAAGAUGUGCAUCAGCAUGAGGUUUUACACAUGAUUUACAUGAGGAUCCUGCAGAAGGUAUAUGGAAUCCGCCUGGAGCGUUUCUACAUGAUGCCAGUCAACGUUGACAUAAUGUAUCCACAGAUAUUUGAAGGCUUUCUACCUGUUUGUAACUUGUAUAUUCACAUGGAGCGCUUACUUCCAGUGUGUCGGGUCAAUGAUUUUCAAAUUGCUGAUGUUUUAAACCCAAAAACAAAGAGGACAGCUCGCUUCUUGAGUGGCAUUAUCAACUUUGUGAACUUCAGAGAACAUCGACGUGCAGUCUAUUUGGAGUUACAACUGAACUACACGUUGGCUAUGGAGAAACGCCAACAACUGGAGACCGCAAAUCAGGAGGCAGCAGCGAAGCUGGAGAAACUGAACACUGUUCCAGUUGAACAUCAGGCAGAGGUGAAGCAACUGACAGAGAGCAUUCGAGAACUGGAGCAAGUUCUAAGGCAAGACUAUCGUCGGAAACAAACAGCUUUGCAAGAGGUGAUUUCACAAAAGAAGUCAGAUAUUGCAGAGAGAACCCGAAAGCUGAAUGAGCUCAAAGUGUUAAUGGCUGCUUUGAAAGAAGAACAAGAGCAGCUGAAAUCAAAAAUUGUGGAGAGUCCAGAGGAACUGAAAAAUUACAAAGAACUAAUGAAAGAGAAUGUUAAGAAGCUCAAGAAAUCCAAGCGAGAAAUUAUUGAGAAAUAUGAAGCUUAUAGAGACCUAGUUGAAGUUCUCCCAUCGUGCCAACUGGAGGUGCAGUUAUAUCAAAAGAAGAUGGAAAGACAGAGAGCAAAUGUGGAGAGGCUGGCCAGUGUAUUAUCAGAGGUCAGAAAUCUGGAGGACCAGCUUGAGAGUGCUCAGAUAGAGCUGAAAAAGGGGAAGACAGAUGAGAUGUCCUUAAAGAGACUGGUCACUGCAAAACAGGAGAAGCUGUCUACAGCUGAAAUAAGGAUAAAAAAGAAGCGUGAGGAUGUUGAGCAAUAUAAGCAGGCUGUGUUUGAAUAUUGUAACAGAGUUCAGGAGAAAAGGGGUGCUGUAUAUGAUAAAGUGACAGCGAUUCACAAGGAAAUCCAGCAGACAAGGUUCAAAAUUCAGCAGCUGAAAGAGAAUGCUGAAAAAGAAGAAAUGAAAGCAAAGGAAAUAUACUUAAAUCUGAAAGCUGGGUUGGAGAAGCACCAUGAUUCUCUCAUUAAGACUGCAGAGAGUUAUGCAGCCUCAAGAGAAGAUAAAAUUGCUGAGUUGAAGAAGUGGCUACUGAGAGUUCAGACUCCUGGAAGUAGCUCUUAGACCAUCUUCAUUUGUGUUCUACUUUCAUUAUGUUUAUGCUCAUAUCUGAACUGAGAAGAGCUUGUGCUUUGUAUGAGCUGGAUAAUCAUUCCAGGAAAAAAACUUUGUCAGAAUGUGUCAGAAAACAUUUAACUUUCUAGACAGAUCCUGCUGUAAGCUCACUAAUGUGGGUAAGGGAACACUUGGCUUAGCCUGUUUGUAUUGUUGCUGUCAGUUUCUGAAUUUAGGGGUAAUAAUGCAAGUCUUGCUGAUAGCAAAUUGCUUGCCAUUUAGGCAGAAUCUUGCUUUUUCUUUUUUUUUUUGGUAGAAACUGUUCUGCAAACUUUGAUCUAGGAAGACCUGAUGCUUUGGUCUGGCCUGAAUGGACAUGCUGUUCAAGAUGAGUCAGGUGACAUUCCAGUACCAAUAUUCAAUUGAUAUUAAAUCCAGAUGGAGCAGUAGCAUCCAUGUAAGUGCACUCUCAGUGUGAAUAUUGGUGAGUGUAAACACUCAUGAGUAUCAUUUCAGUUAAAAGUACAGUAUCUCUAGGUUCUUGAAGUCACUGCUUCUGCUCUGUGGGGUAUUGAACUCUUCUGUGUUUUAUUAGGAACUCUGUGUGUGAGUGCUUAGCCCUAUUAAAAAGAAAUACAUAGAUGAGUAUUUUGUACCUUAACUUGUGAUGAUACUCAGUUUGCCACAGUGGUUAUAAUUAUUUCAAAAAAUAAAAUGUUAAUUUUAAAAGAUGGUUACUAUAAAGAUAUUGAGCUGUAUUUC